GUGGGGCCCAAAAUUGGAAAUGUGGCAAAAUUAUGUUGUAGAACAGAGCAACAAAGAUCUGAGAAAACCCUAGUAAACCCAAAAAACCUCCAUAGCCAAGAAGCAAAUUGCUGUGAUAGAGAAGAUGGGAGAAUCAGAUGCAAAAGCAGAGACAUCACUGAAAGAUCAGGGAAAUGAAUUCUUCAAAGCUGGGAAUUAUCUCAAAGCGGCAGCUUUGUACACUCAAGCCAUCAAGAAAGACCCAUCAAACGCCACUCUUUACAGCAAUCGCGCUGCAGCAUUUUUGCAUCUGGUUAAACUUAGCAAAGCACUUGCUGAUGCCGAGAUGACGAUCAAUCUGAAACCAGAGUGGGAAAAGGGUUAUUUCAGGAAAGGAUGCAUACUAGAGGCUAUGGAACGAUACGAGGAUGCCUUGGCUGCUUUCCGGAUUGCAUCAAAAUACAACCCUCAAAGUUCGGAAGUAUCCAAGAAGAUAAAGACACUUACGCAGUUGGCUAAAGAUAAGAAGCGCACUGAAGAACUGGAGAACAUGAGAACCAAUAUUGACAUGGCAAAACAUUUUGAUGCGUUGAAAUCUGAACUGUCUGAAAAAUAUGGAGCUGAAGAUGGCUGGAAAGAGUUUUUCUCAUUCCAUGUUGAAACAGUAGAGGGUGCAGUUAAGUCAUGGCAUGAAACUUCAAAAGUGGAUCCUAGAGUUUAUUUCCUUCUGAACAAGGAGAAGACAGACACGGAAAAGUACGCUCCAGCUGUUAAUAUAGAUAAGGCUUUUGAGUCACCCCAUACGCACAGCAAUUGUUUUGCAUUUCUUCGACAGUAUGCUGAAGAUUCUUUCGCUCAAGCUGCGUGUUUAGUGACACCAAAAAGUAUCAUAUCUUAUCCACAGGUUUGGAAAGGUCAAGGAUCAAGAAAGUGGAAGCAUGGUCAAAAUGAUGGAAUUUUCGUCCAAUUUGAAUCUCCUCUAGUGCGGAAGUUGUGGUUUAUCCCUAGCUCCACUGAGAAAGGCAAAACAUUAUGCAGGGAUCCAGUGCCUUUGGAUAUUAGUGCACAUGAAAUCCUCCCGCGUGUAUUCAAGCAAGAAUAGUUGAGAUGGAUGCAGUUCCAUAUCUUGGGUUAGCUCUUUGUGGGAUUGUGUUGGGGAGAAAAUGGGCCUGUUAACUACGAGGAAAAGCACGAACGGUACAUCACAUAUUUUUAUUGGAUUAGCGCAACAUGUAGGAAGCUGUCAAAUUCCCACAGUUCUCUCAUAUUGGUGAGGUAGGUUAUGUUAGCUGUCAAGAUAUCAAAAUCCUUUGAAGUUUUCCUAUAGUAAAUUAGAAUUUCCGAGUGUCCCGUAACCCUCUGUAUUUUCAUUUUACUUUCACUCUGUUGUUGGCUGUUUGAUCUGGCAGUGAGUUUUCUUAGAAGUCAUUUUUUCAAUUGUUUUCGGAUUGGAACUCUUGUAAAUUUGCGCGGCUAGAAGCAAUGUUGCUGUUUUUACCUUGACUUCUCUCUACCUGAAAGUAUAUUGGAGUUUGUUUUGCAAUUUU
Messenger RNA from Solanum pennellii, 1526 nucleotides. RefSeq names its product stress-induced-phosphoprotein 1. The transcript has 8 exons. The record is from RefSeq and is a predicted model, not a curated record. NCBI's taxonomy places the organism in Eukaryota, Viridiplantae, Streptophyta, Magnoliopsida, Solanales, Solanaceae. The coding region runs from base 125 to 1081 and encodes 318 amino acids. Gene Ontology annotation, molecular function: Hsp90 protein binding.